Molecule: messenger RNA, 2276 nt
Organism: Poeciliopsis prolifica (blackstripe livebearer)
Lineage: Eukaryota; Metazoa; Chordata; Actinopteri; Cyprinodontiformes; Poeciliidae
Product: gastrula zinc finger protein XlCGF58.1-like
Exons: 2
Coding region: 45-2258 (737 amino acids)
Source: RefSeq, a predicted model, not a curated record
CUCUGCAGAUAAAACAGGAGCAAGAGGAACCAGAACCUCUGCAGAUGAAACAGGAACAAGAGGAACCAGAACAUCAAGAGUUGAAAGAGGAAGAGAAGCAACUCUGCAUCAGUCAGGAUGAAGAGCAUCUGGUGCUGAAACUGGAGACUGAUGACAUUUUGAUGAAUCCUCUUAAUGUGCAAAGAAUCUACAAUGAAACAGAACCACAGAGGAACCAACUCAUCUCUCAUGGCUCUGCUGAGGAUGAGAACCAGGAUCAGGAAGGAAGCAAUUCUGAAGAUCCAGGAGAACAGAAAGACGAAAAACAAAAACACAACAAAAGAUGCCAGAAAGAUCUCUCACAAUGCAGUGAAGAGGAGGAGGUUCUCAAUGAAACAGAAGCACAGAGGAAGCAACUCAUCCCUCAUGGCUCUGCAGAAACUGAGAACCAGGAUCAGGAAGGAAGCAAUUCUGAAAAUCCAGGAAAAAAGAGAAAGAAAGAACAGAAACCAAAGGAGAGAUAUGAGAAAACCAAACAGCAGAAAGACAGAACUGACAAUAAAAAACAAAAAAAGCCAAAGAAAGCUCAGCAAGGGCAAAAAUUAUGUUCUUGUGAAAUUUGUGAUAAAACCUUUUCUUCUAAAAGUACCUUGACAAAACACAGGAAAAUUCACACAGGAGUAAAACCUUUCACUUGUUCAAUCUGUGGGAAAAGUUACAGACAAAAGGAUGGUUUAAUGUAUCACAUGAGAAUUCACACAGGUGAGAAGCCUUUCUCUUGUGGAACCUGUGGAAAAAGUUUCGCCAAUAAAGGCCAUUUAAGUGUUCAUAUGAGAAUUCACACAAGUGAGAAGCCUUUCACCUGUGGGACUUGUGGAAAAAGUUUUUUCAUGAAAGGUAAUUUAAAUGUUCAUAUGAGAACUCACACAGGUGAGAAGCCUUUCACCUGUGGGACUUGUGGAAAAAGUUUUUUCAUGAAAGGUAAUUUAAAUGUUCAUAUGAGAACUCACACAGGUGAGAAGCCUUUCACCUGUGGGACUUGUGGAAAGAGUUACAGUGACAAAGGGACUAUAUAUAAUCACAUGAGAAUUCACACAGGCGAGAAGCCUUUCUCAUGUGGAACCUGUGGAAAAGGUUUCUCUCACAAAGGUCAUUUAAAUGUUCACAUGAGAAUUCACACAGGUGAGAAGCCUUUCUCUUGUGGGUUUUGUGGAAAAAGUUUCCGUCAAAAAAAUCAAUUAAAUGUUCACAUGAGAAAUCACACAGUUGAGGAGCCUUUUUCCUUUGGAACGAGUUCCAGUGAAAGAGAGACUUUAACAAAGCACAUGAGAAUUCACACAGGUGAGAAGCCUUUCUCCUGUGGAACUUGUGGAAGGAAUUACCGUGAAAGAGGGACUUUAACUCAGCACAUGAGAAUUCACACAGGUGAGAAGCCUUUCUCAUGUGGAACCUGUGGAAAAAGUUUCUCUAAAAGAAGUCAUUUAAAUGUUCACACGACAAUUCACACAGGUGAGAAGCCUUUCUCCUGUGGAACUUGUGGAAAGAGUUACCGUGAAAGGGGGACUUUAACUCAGCACAUAAAAAUUCACACAGGUGAGAAGCCUUUCUCAUGUGAAAGCUGUGGAAAAAGUUUCGCCAAUAAAGGCCAUUUAAGUGUUCAUAUGAGAAUUCACACAGGUGAGAAGCCUUUCUCAUGUGGGAGUUGUGGAAAAAGUUUCACCCAUAAACACUCUUUAAAUGUUCAUAUGAGCAUUCACACAAGUGAGAAACUUUUCUCAUGUGGGACCUGUGAAAAAAGUUUCACCAAUAAAGGAAGUUUAAAAGUUCAUAUGAGAAUUCACACAGGUGAGAAGCCUUUCUCAUGUGGAACCUGUGGAAAAAGUUUAUCUGGAAAAUAUAAAUUAAAUUGUCAUAUGAGAAUUCACUCAGGUGAGAAGCCUUUACUUUGUGGGACUUGUGGAAAAAGUUUCGGCCAUAAAGACACUUUAAAUGUUCACAUGAGAAUUCACACAGGUGAGAAGCCUUUCUCAUGUGGGACCUGUGGAAAAAGUUUCACCAAUAAAGGAAGUUUAAAUGUUCACAUGAGAAUUCACACAGGUGAAAAAACAUUUUCAUGUGGGACCUGUGGAAAACGUUUCACCACUAAAUGCAGUUUCAAUGUUCACAUGAGAAUUCACACAGGUGAGAAGCCUUUCUCAUGUGGGACCUGUGGAAAAAGUUUCAGAAUGAAAAAACAAUUACUUAAACACAUAAAGAUUCAUAUGAGUGCUAAACAGUGACAUGCGGUGAGGUUCAUA